AUGGAGGAUCAAUUCCAUGGUUUAGACAUGAAGUUAAAGGAGAAAGAGUUGAAAAACAAGUAUCUUCAAGAUAAGGUUAAAGAAUUGGAAUCGCAGCUUUUGGUAGAGAGAAAACUCGAACGACAACAUGUUGACAUGAAAAACUCCGACGAAAGCAAAGAAAACCAACAGCUAGACGAUCAUCGACUUCCACUUGUUUCUAAACCAUUGAAUACUUAUAAAAUCUCCGACGAAAGCAAAGAAAACCAACAGUCACUUAUCAACAAGAACAUAACCUACAAACUACCGGCGCCACUUCCUCCACCGAGAGACUUAGUCAAUCUCGACGUCAACGACUUCGUCGAAAAAGAAAACAACCCUUAUUUACCGGAACAGUUCAUAGCUCCAAAACGAACAGGUAGAGCCUCAAUUUGCACGACGACUUCACAACGAGUUCCGGUGAGAUCAGUAUCACCACGGCGGAACUCUUUAAUCCCACUACCUUCCGACGCCCCAGUUUUUACCAAGUACAUGCUGCAGCUGUAUCGAUUGUCGUCGAUUAAACCUGGUAACGAGAACUUGGAUGAAACCAGUGAGUCUUGUAUGGAGGAUAGUCUGAAAAGAAGCAAUGGAAGUGGAAAGAAGCUGAUGGGUGCUUUAAGACGAAGCUUUAAGAAAAAUCAGGUGAAGUCGCCGAUGAUGAUGGAGGGAAAAAGUGAAUGA
Messenger RNA from Lactuca saligna, 702 nucleotides. NCBI's taxonomy places the organism in Eukaryota, Viridiplantae, Streptophyta, Magnoliopsida, Asterales, Asteraceae. The record is from the annotation of a GenBank genome assembly.